Messenger RNA from Periophthalmus magnuspinnatus, 3127 nucleotides. RefSeq names its product HCK proto-oncogene, Src family tyrosine kinase (gene hck). Gene Ontology annotation, cellular component: extrinsic component of cytoplasmic side of plasma membrane. Gene Ontology annotation, biological process: innate immune response; protein phosphorylation; cell differentiation. The transcript is spliced from 13 exons. Gene Ontology annotation, molecular function: signaling receptor binding; ATP binding; non-membrane spanning protein tyrosine kinase activity. Lineage: Eukaryota; Metazoa; Chordata; Actinopteri; Gobiiformes; Gobiidae. The record is from RefSeq and is a predicted model, not a curated record. The coding region runs from base 289 to 1803 and encodes 504 amino acids.
GCUCCGGCUGCGUGGCGUCGCGGUGCUGCUUCCUCUUUUCUCUCUGCUCGUUUGACUUCUCCUCUUUUCUCUCUGCUCGUUUGACUUCCUCCUCAGCGGUCACUCGGCUCCCGUUGCCUGCGGUGAGUGCAUUUUCCUCCGGUCACAGCCCACCGAGGCGGCCCCCAAACGAUGGAGAAUCUACGGAUCACAUUUGGAUUAUCGUAACAGAAGUGAAUCAGCGCGAGACCAGCGGCGUGCACGCGGGAUCAAGUCUAUCAAGUUGUUUGUUUCGUCAAAAACGUGACAAUGGGCUGCACAGGCUCAAAGGAGGAGAGCAGCAUCAGUAAAGACAGAGCGCAGGAGGAGCAGAGCCGAGCGCAGACCACGCACUAUGUCAAAGACCCCACCUCCGGAACGACCGGGAAGAACAUGUUUUCACAGAGCAAACCAUCCAACGCAGUGAACUCCUCAGACGGUGAAAGCGUUGCCAUAGCACUGUACGACUAUGAGGCCAUUCACGACGGAGAUCUGGGAUUCAAAAAGGGAGACAAGCUCAAGAUUAUAGAAGAAUCUGGAGAAUGGUGGAAAGCCAGGUCCAUAAGUACAGGCAAAGAAGGAUUCAUCCCCAGUAACUACGUCGCCAAAGACACGCUCGAGACUGAAGAUUGGUUCUUUAAAGGCGUGAGCAGAAAGGACGCAGAGCGGCAGCUUUUGGCCCCUGGGAACAAAAUUGGCGCCUUCAUGAUCCGAGACAGUGAGACGACGAAGGGCAGUUACUCUCUGUCCGUGCGGGACCUUGACCCUCAGGCCGGGGACACGGUUAAACAUUAUAAGAUCAGGACUCUGGACAACGGAGGGUUCUACAUCUCCCCCAGAAUCACCUUCAGCACCCUGCAAGAGCUCGUCAGCCAUUACAAGAAGCAGGGCGAUGGUUUGUGUCAGGCCCUCACUACAGCCUGUAUCAGCCCCAAACCUGAGAAGCCCUGGGAGAAGGAUGCCUGGGAGAUCCCCCGCUCCUCCCUGAAGCUGGACCGGAGGCUUGGAGCCGGACAGUUUGGAGAAGUGUGGAUGGCGACCUACAACAAACACACGAAGGUGGCGGUGAAGACGAUGAAGCCGGGGAGCAUGUCUGUGGAGGCCUUCAUGAUGGAGGCCAAUCUGAUGAAGAGUCUGCAGCACGACAAGCUGGUCCGACUCAACGCCGUGGUAACCAAAGAGGAACCCAUCUACAUCAUCACUGAGUUCAUGGAGAAAGGGAGUCUGUUGGAUUUCCUGAAGAGCGACGAAGGAAACCGUGUGCAGCUCCCAAAACUCAUCGACUUCUCUGCUCAGAUCGCAGAGGGCAUGGCGUACAUCGAGCAGAGGAACUACAUCCACAGAGACCUGCGCGCUGCCAAUAUCCUAGUCAACAAGGCUCUGGUCUGUAAGAUCGCAGACUUUGGACUGGCCCGGAUCAUAGAGGACAACGAGUAUACAGCCAGAGAAGGGGCAAAAUUCCCAAUAAAAUGGACGGCUCCUGAGGCCAUAAACUAUGGCUCUUUCACCAUAAAGUCCGACGUCUGGUCCUUUGGGAUUUUACUCACUGAGAUCAUCAGCUACGGACGCACCCCCUACCCAGGUAUGACCAACCCCGAGGUGAUCCGUGCUCUGGAGAAGGGAUACCGGAUGCAGCGUCUGGAAAGUUGUCCCUCGGAGCUGUACGAGAUCAUGCUGGAAUGCUGGAAGAACAAACCCGAGGACAGGCCCACCUUUGACUAUCUGCAGAGCGUCUUGGAAGACUUCUACACAGCCACGGAAAGUCAGUACCAGCAGCAGCCAUGACGCAAGCUGCAAAAACACACCAGAUCACAACAGCAAAAAUGAGGGACACUGCAAAAAUAUAACAAAAUACAGUAGCCACAAUGGACACCUGAAAACAAAAUGGACACUGUAUGAAGUGGAGCUUUGGCUGCAGGCGAGAGCUCCACUCCUUCACAUCUGAUGCUAAAAAAACAAAACAUUGGGAACAGUUUAUUCAUUUACAAUAGCUACAUGGUUAAUUGGGAUAAGGUUAAAAUAGAGGGGGUGUGGUGUGUUUUGUUUCAUUAAAAUACAGAAAAAAACAGCUUGUAAAUGAGCGUAAGGCAAAAAAAAAAAUGCUCUGACAGAAGUACCUUUUCAGUUUUAUUUAUAAAAAAACAUCCCAACCCAGUGUGUCUGAGUUUGGAAUUUUGAAAAUCCGGCCAUCCUAGGUUAAAGUGCAUUUGACAGAUUAAUGUUUUUUUUUAUGUUUGUGACUUGGUUUGUUGGAUAGACCCUGUGAUAAACAUUCAUCAGAGUUUUACAUCAGUUUGUGAAGAAAAGUAGAAAACACUGGAAAAUAUCAUAGAACAUAACGGAAAGCUCAAAUUAAAGUCUCAGAGCAGCUCAACAGGUCGAGUCAUCAGAUCCAAUGUUAUGGCAGUUUGAGGAAUGUACUAAAAGAGUCUCUGCAGCAUCACAGCAGCCUCCAGGGGGCGCUAGGUGAGCGCUGGAGACGCCAAAGGAAAGCCUCUCCUAAGCUUUUCUCUCUGCUGUUGUUUUGGUCAGUUAUGAAGAAGGUCGCUCCUUCUGGAACAUCUGCCAUAUUUGGUGUAAAAACUCUGUAGCAUUUCAGAGCUAGCUAGUAGCAUAGUUAGCCUCAUGCAGGGUCGCCAUGGAUACAGGAAAAACAAAUUGCUCAAAUCACACAGUCCUUCACUUUCGUUUGAACUGCACAAGCUGCACUUGGGGUCAGGAUCCCAAAAUACUAAAUUAAAAAUGUAACAUAAAAAUUCAAAAAGUGAAAAAAAAAAACUGUUCAGUGUGCCAGCCAUUCAGCCACAAGAGCAGCCACUACCACACACAAGUUUAAACACUGAUUUAACAAAAUAGAUGUGUUCCUGAUUUAUUUUUAUCUGUGAAAUCCACUCCAACUCCACUCUGCUAAACACACACGGCCUGAUCUGGCACCGGUCCCAUCUGUUGCGUCUGCUGUAGGCUCAAGUUAGAUUUUUUUGCAGUGCAGUAAUGUCCACUCCCACAUGAAGGCGCUGUGAACUGGAAUAGAUCAUGAAUAACAUAGAUAAUAUUUAAAUCCAGAUCUGAACUGUGAAUUUUGGGGCCGCCACAGUGACUUCAGUGGUUC